AUUCAAUCAAUUGGUUUUGACUUUUGGACUUUUGGUUUUUGUUUUCGAGUUUUCGAUUUUCGUAGGUAUUUACAAUUUCAGAAAAAUUAUAAAUUAAAAUGAAAAGAUAUCUUUAUAAAAGAAACCUAUUUUGAGUGAACACAAGCAUUUAAAGGAAUUCAAAGCAAUGGCUAGUUCAACUGUUUUACGUGUUAAACGCCGGCUCGAGGACAAUCCACAAGAUGCCUUGGUGCUUGUGUGUAAGCGGAUGAAAACAGACACUGAAGAAGUUUCCCCAUCUCUGUUUGUGUUUAGAGGCAGUGUGGAUAAUCAGGAGUCUACACAUUCAAAGAUUACAGUAGAACAAUCCAAUACCACACUAAAACAAGUAACAAAUGUAAAUGACAUUAUACAAAAAAUUCGGAAAGAAAGGAAACAAUUCUCUACUGAAAAUCGUUAUGAAAUUGUAAAUUGUAGCCGUGGUUUAAAAGAUGAAUCAGAUUUCGAUUUGGUAGAUCUACAAAAAAAAGAAGAUGAAACAAAAGAUGUUGAAUAUAUUUAUGAUCUGUAUACCCCGGCUAAAGAAGAUUUUGAUAUAUCCAUGUUAGAUCAUCUAGUCAGCAUUGAGAACUACGAAACAGAUCUGAUAUUUGGCACAUACAGAGAUGAUGGGCUGCCCUCCUCUGAAGAGGACAGUGAGGACUCCAAUGCCGAGAACGAUUGGCGGAACGAGUAUCCUGAUUCUGAUCCCAGCAGCAUUGAUGAGGAGGACAUGGUUAGGGCUGUGCAGAAUUGUAAUUUAGAAGACGAUCUAUCAAGCGACGCUGGUGAAGACAAAAUAUACGACGAACCUGCAGAUCUGUACCACGAGGACGUGAAACGGUAUGGUGAAGCAUACGCCAAGUAUAAAGCUCGUGUGCUAUCAGAACAACCUGAUUUAGCUGACAAACACGGUGUUGCUGUCAGCAACAACUUUGCUGAAGGUAGGAGUUUAAUUCAUUCCAAUGAAAUGGAAGGCGAUGGUUACAAAGACGAUAGCGAUGAUGGUUUCUAUUACGGUCAAGAUGAGGAUUCCGAGCAUUUCAGAGAGCAGUAUGCCGAUGUCAGCGAGUCAUCUGAUGAACAGGAACCCGAUUGAGUUUCAUGAAAAUCUGUUUAGGUUUUUGUUAAGGUUUUAAUAAGUGAAGGUUAUAAUAUAGAUUUAAGUGUUUUACUUUGAAAUAUAGUUUUGUACAUUAAAA
Bicyclus anynana (squinting bush brown) is the source of this 1220-nucleotide messenger RNA. RefSeq names its product probable RNA polymerase II nuclear localization protein SLC7A6OS (gene fs(2)ltoPP43). NCBI's taxonomy places the organism in Eukaryota, Metazoa, Arthropoda, Insecta, Lepidoptera, Nymphalidae. Bases 167 to 1117 code for a protein of 316 amino acids. Gene Ontology annotation, biological process: developmental process. The record is from RefSeq and is a predicted model, not a curated record. The transcript is spliced from 4 exons.